AAUAGUUCAAAUUUCCUCAUAGAAACUGAACGAUAUCAUCUACAGUUGGUGAACUUGAAUAGAGAGCGCAUUUAAGUGGAUUUCUGACGCAUUUAUACUGUGGUUGUAUCCGUAUUAAGACAUUCGUGAAUUUAUCGCAGUCAACGUAUAUUUAUCCAUAUAGUGGUUUUAUUCUGUAUUUAUGAGUUCUGUAAUCGGAUUAUUUUAAGUAGGGGUCAAAUAUAUUUGUAACCGAUUUGAUAUUAUAAAACAAAAUCGAAAUAACACAUCGGAUUCUUUGACCUCUAAGAUAACCGGUUUUGAAUGAUGAAUUUCUUGGGACAUUUUUGAGGAAUUAAGAAUUUAGUGCAACCUUAUACAAUAUCUUGGAUUUUCUUCAACUUGUCAACAAACUUUUUAACGGAACCCCGUGUUCGCACAGUAUGUUUACCGGUGCGUGUUAAAUACAUAGGAUAAUAGAUUACUAACAACAACAGCUGUACAUUAUGAUGACCAAAAUUCGAUGAACAAAACAGAAAGAUGGUGAAAUCGCAAGAUCUGGGGAAGACUGUUCCUGUAUUUAUUUUGAUAUUAACAAUAUUAUUUGUAGACAAUGCCGCAUCAAUAAACCCAACAUGUCGGAACGAAUCAUUGUAUAUUUCCUAUAAUAAAACAGUACAGCGGAUAAAUGAUGAUAUUUAUUGUUUAAAUCGAACCAACACGAAUGAGAAUGCUGACAAUUUGUGCCAACACGAUUCCGAGAACUUAACGUUUGCUUUAAGUGAUGUUGAAUUAACAUAUAUUAGCCUAGUGGAUACUGAAAAUAUUUCCUGUAUCCAGUUAAAUAAACUCGAUUUACCAGUUAAAGAAACUUGUAUCAAUAUUUCUGCAGAGACCACUGCAGAUCCCAGAAAUAGAUCGGAAAAUCCAGCAGUUAUAUGUAUUGUAUUUAAUAGAGAGGGACCCGUCAUCAUACCCAAUCUGUCAUUCAGAAUAAAUGUGGCAGCAACUGAUAAAGUAAAGAAUGUCUCAGUUCUACUUUCUUCUGUUGAUGGUAUUUCUGACAUCAUCAUACCAGGUAUAGAGACAAGUAAUUCACAAAUCAAUUUUACUGACCUGAUCAAAGUAAAAAGUUUUGAUCCAGCAGUUUUUGAGAUUCAUUCACCAAACCAGUUACUCAGUGAUCAAGAUAUCAUUGUUAAUUUCCAGGCAACAGACGAUGGAAACCCUAAAAUAUCGGAAAACGGUAGUUUUUUGAUUCAAUAUUUUAAUGACACAAUUACAUGUAGUGAUCUAAUGUUUAAAGUGGAUUUAAAAAGUCUUGCUACCAUAAAGAACACAUCUAUUGGUGAACUUGACUGUCAAUCAACAGCUGGAAAUAUUACUUAUAGUAUUGUUCAGGCCACAGAUUUAAUUGUUGGUGUAGAAAAUGAAAGUGAAGUAAUAUUUUACAAUACAACUAUAGAUCAACCUUCGAAUAAAUCAUUAAUUCUAAAUGUUACUUCAUCUACUGGGAGCUAUAAAACUUUUACAUUAUGGGUUAUACUAGGAAAUUCUCCAUCUUUCCAGAACAGUCCAUAUCGAUUAACAUUGAAUGAAACUACAGCAGUUGAGACAUGUUUUAAUGUGGUAGAUAUUAGUCAUGUUGGUACAUUAACCAGCAAUACUGAUAAGUUUGAGUUUACUCAUGGUAAUACUUCCAUCUGUGUCACAGAAUCUCUGAUAUCAAAUUCCCGGUCAGAUUAUAAUAUAACAGGUGAUCUGAAUGUAUCAAAUGAUUUUGGUAUGGAUUCAUCUCAGUUAUUUGUGGAAGUUAAAACUGUGCUUAUUCCACCAAUAAUUAAUAUAACCAAAUCUAAUGUCUAUGUUAAAGAUAACACACCAUCAGGAACAAUUGUUUUAACCAUUCAAGUUAUACCCAAUGAUGCCGAAUUGACAAUCGUGAGGAGAGAUGGAAGUGUUAGUCCUCCAUUUUCCUUGAAUAAGCAGUCAGGUGAUGGUGGAUUGUGGGAAUUAAAACUUGAUAGUGAUGUGACUGGUAAAGCAGACACAACUUACCAAAUAAACUUACAGGCAACAAGUACUAUUGGUGAUAAAUCCAAUGAAUCUGUCAGUAUAUUUAUAAUAGAUGAUACUGUACCGGUGUGUACAAGUUAUGAUAUACCUAGAGAUUUACCUAUAGAUUCAUCUGUUGAUACAUUAAUAACAACUUUACAAUGUAAUGAUAGUGAUGGUGAUGAUAUCAACUAUACUUUUACAAGUGAUACACCACAAUAUAUACAAGAUCAUUUUUCAUUGAGUUCCAAUUCUGUAGAACUAACCGUAAAACUGAAGCGUGAGUUGUCUGACCUUACCUUGGAACAAUUGAAAAACCUGGAAUUUCGUAUCAGAAUUGGUGAUACCAAUAAGAGUGUAAAUGCAACUAUUAGACUGACAAUAACUGUUCCAAAUCCACCUGUUUGUAAUGGUGAGAUACCAAUAACUAUAACAGAGACAACAAACCCUGGUUCUUGUCAAGAUCUACAAACUUCAUGUUCAACUACAUAUAAUCUGAAUCUAACUUACUCUCUGGUUGAUAAUGCCUACCUUAGCUCAGGCAUCCAGACCAAAAACAGCGGGAAAAUAGAAAUUUGUACCAAUUCUACUAGUCAAAGUUUUCCUGCUGGAAGCUACUCAAUAUCUGCACUUGUCAGUGAUGGUUUUCAAAAUGUUACUACCAGUGUUAAUCUAACAAUAGAAGCAGUCAAUCAGUUUUCACCGGUCUUCGAUAGUGUAGUUAACGGUAUGGACACCAUCUUUGUCAACGAAACCAAACAACAAGGCAAACCAAUCUAUUCAUUUACAGUAACUGAUCAAGAUGGUGGAGACUUUGGUCAGUUCAAUGUUGAAGCUUUUGAUCUUGGUUUAGCAUUCUCUAUGAAUUCAACGGGCAACGUAUACACCAUUUUCCAUAACCAUCCCUUAAAUAGUGCCGACUUUCUGUCCAAGAAUGUUUCAUUUGUCGCUACAGACACUGGUGGCCGAUCAUCAAAUUUGAAUUUAACCAUAAAUAUAAUAGAUAUCAACGAAGCACCUGUUUGUCAAAUUAUCAGGAUAUUUAAUGUUUCUGUUCUGACUGCUACUGGUACAACAAUAGGUGAAUUGGACUGCAUGGACAAUGAUACAAAAACAGAAUAUAAACAGAUUCAAUACAGUAUAGUCCAGCGAACACCAAAUACAGUACCUUUCAGAGUUGGAGUUAAUGGCUCCAUCAAUGUUAUCGAAAGUCUACUAAAUCAACCAAGCGUUAUAGAUUUUGUUGUUUCUGCAUCUUCUCUAGAUCUAACAACAUAUAUUAAUAUAACGGUCAAUAUAGAACGCAAUUUUCCACCUGUAUGUAACACAACUAACCUUCAAACUGUUUUCCUUGAAACUACGACUCGCUGUAAUCAAGAAAAGAUACGAUGUAAUAGUUCGGUUGAUACAACGUUCACAUGGACAAUAUUUAACAAUCGUACAAAUGACUUACGUGUUAAUGUUGACAACACUACUGCUGGUAUUCUAGAUAUCAGAAUGUGUCUUCCACAUCAAAUACGGCGUAACAUAUUUAUGGACACAGUUAGAAUUGAAGUCGGAAACGGUCUGGGAUCAGAAACCAUAAACUGGGCUGUAGAAGUCAAAGAUGUAAAUGAAGCGCCACGGUUCGAAAACGACACCUAUGAUAUUGAUGUUUUAGAAACUACUGCCAAUGGUACAAAUAUUGCAAUGAUUGAUUUUGUACGGGCUUUUAUUGAUACGAGUGCUGACCCCCUGCACGUCAUUCAACUUCUUGACCCAGAUAUUGAAGACAAAUUUAGAGUAAAGAAUAUUCACGGAUCAGCCAUACUCAUAGAUAAACUCAGCAAUCAAGAAGUUCCUAGUUUAACAAUACCGAUACAAUAUGCCAACCAAGAUUUUGAUAUUAUUCGUCCUUUAGAUCCAAGAUAUAUUGUUGAAUUCACUAUUCAGGCUUCUGAUGGAGGGAAUCUAAACGCAUCAGCGAUCGUUAAUUUCAAAAUAAAAGAUGUGAAUGAAAAGCCAUCUUGUACAACAUAUGAUGUUGCAUUAUCUAUAAUAAGAAGUACAACAGCAGAUGAUUUUCUUACAGUACAAUGUAAUGAUACUGAUGUUGAUCCAAAUUUUAAAAAUCUUCAGUAUUCUAUAAUAACCCAACCAUAUCCAGAUGUAUUCAAAGUUCGAACUUCUGGUGCAAUGUAUUUAGGUAAGAGAUUACCACGUGAGACAGGUCAGCAUAUUGUAACUAUACAAGCUAGAGAUAAUGGUACCCCACCACUUAGUUCCACGGCUACAGUGACAAUAAAUGUUAAUAGAGAUGUAAGUGCUGUGUGUAAUCCAGUAGUAACACCUCCUCAAGUUUGGUUAAAAGACGAAUGUACCACUAUUGAUAGUGGAUGUACUGACCCUACUACUGACCCUGGAGAUACAUCAACAUUAACUUAUGUAUCUACCGGUGACUACAUUCCAGACUUCUACGUUUACAAUUCAACUUUCGAUGGAUCAAAUGGUAUUCUUAGACUCUGUUAUAAUAGAUCAGUUAAUGGAGAUUAUCAGGCUUCUAUAAGAGUUAAUAAUGGAUUUAAGAAUAUAACGUUGCCUUUUAAUAUAUCCGUCUUGUAUUUACAAUCGGUACCUGUAUUCUCACAGCAACGUUACACUACAACAACACGAGAAGAUAUAGCAAUAGGCACAAAGAUAAUAGCUGUACAUGCAGAAUCAGCCGGUAACUUCUCUGGGAACGUUACCUAUUCAAUAAAAGGGGAAAACUUGGCAGGGUUUGAAAUUGAUGAAAAUGGAACAUUAAUAACCACAUCAUCAUUAAAACGAUUCAGCAAUGAAGAAAUAAUUUUAACUGUUGAGGCUGAAGAUGAUCGUUCCCGCCUGGCAUCUAGUGUAACUGUUACUAUAGAUGUUACUGAUAUAAAUGAAAAACCAGUAUGUUCAGACGAUCGUUCAGUUAAAGUGACGGUUGAUGCUUCUGUUAGUGUAGGAUAUGUUGUUUAUAGAUUUAACUGUACUGAUUCAGAUAGAAAUCCAAAGUUUGAUCAACUGACACCAAAUUUAAAUGGUUCAACAUACUUCCGUCUAUCACCUGGAACCCAGAAUAUCGAAACAAAGUCUCAACUUCCUGUGACCAGUAGUCCUACAUAUUUAACAUUUAGUGUUACUGAUGGACUUUUGACUACCAUUAUAGAUGUUACUGUGAAUAUAUCUUUUCAACCAUCAGUACCAAAAUUAACUGUUUCUGAACUUGGAAUCUACAAUGUGGAGUUGUGUUGGUCUUAUGAUAGACCUGAAUCCCAGAAUCUAGUAUUAAGACAUAUAUUGGAAGUUACAUAUAGCAGAACCGAUAUCCGGUAUAUCAAACUAGAUCGAUCUAAUACAUCUUAUAACGUAACCGAUCUUAAAGCAGCCAAUCUUUAUCAAUUCCGGAUCAUAGCAGAAACCAACAAUAAUAACUUAACGUCACUUAAAGAAUUUGUUACUACACUAGAAAUCCCCAUCUUGACCACGGUGUUGGUUGGAUUUAGAGUAACCAAUCGGGACUGGAAUAACAUCAUGGUAAACAACAAAUCACAGGCAUACAUUGAUUUAAAACGGGAAGUAGAAACAAAUUUAACAGUUGGACUUUCUGAAGAUAAAGGUCUACAUAAGACAGAAGUAAUAAAUAUGAGACCUGGAAGUGUUAUAUUUGAUGCUGUUUUUUUUGUUAAUCAAACUGGUACAGUCAAUGAGACUAUAGCCAAUUUCCGAGAUAGCAUAUAUACUGGUGCUGUAGGUACAUUGAUCACUGAUACCAGAUCUGGAGUAGCCUAUCGAGGAGCUCAGUAUAUUUCUACACCAACAUUACAUCUUGAGGCGGGAGACCCUAAUCAUCUGAAAGAAGGGAUUAUUAUUACAUACGCCUGUACAUUUAGAAUGGUCAGCUUAUCAGGCAACACUGGCGUCAAAGUGGAGUGGUUCAUAGAUGACUCUCCCCUGAUUUUGAGUCAUACAUCGAGAAUUCAGUUGGCAAAUUUUCCUGUUACUAAUGAUAGAUUUGGAUAUCUUUAUACUCUUACAUUUAAUAAAACAGCACCAAGUCAUACAGGAAGCCUGAAAUGUGAGAUUACCAGCGUUGAGAAUUCGAGUGUAACAAUAUCUGCAUCAACAAAUGUCAAUAUUAUAUCAAAACCUGUAGUCACCCUGUGGCCGUUGACAGUAUUUUUAAAUGGUGGAGGUACUGUGACGUUACGAUGUACAUCUGUUCUAGCAAGUAGUGCACCUGUUACCUAUAGCUGGUUUAAUAUUAACACUAAUUCUAUUGUAGCAAACGAAAAUACAGACACCUUAUCAGUAACAGUUCAGAACUCGGAUAGCGAGUAUUAUUGUAUUGUUUCUAAUGCUGCUGGACAGACAAACAGUUUAACUGCAGCAAUUCAUUAUGUUCCCCCAAAUGACGAUCGACCCUGUUCUGAAAUAACUGACAUAAGGAAUACAACAUGGCCGUCUGCACAUAGAGAUGCAGAUGUAAAAUUAGAAUGUGGCCCUGGUUAUGAUGGCUUGGCUCGUAGACAUUGUUCUUCUAGUGGAAUGUGGUUACAACCUGAUUACUCAAACUGUAAGAAGACAAACUUGGUUAUAUUGAAGCGAAAGACAGAAGAUGUAAAAGAGGGUAAAGUUGUUGAAGUACCAGAAGAUACAUUAAAGACUUUGGUUAAUUUAACAGUUGAAGCUAGAAGGUUUUCAGCUGGGGAUGUAGAAACAACUAUACAAAUAUUACUAGAUAUUAUAGAUAUAAAUAAUGAUAAUGAAUCCAAAGUUAUAGAGAAACCAGAAUUGGAGAAUUUUGCUAAAUCAGCUAGUAAUAUAUUAGAUGCUGAUGACGAGGAGUGGAGCACACUGUCAGAACAGAAUAAGAGUGGUCUAGCUGCUAUGCUAGGUACAGUUGAUGAUAUGGCUAAACUAACCAGUAGUCGUCUAAGGACUAGAACACCAAUAACGGCAGUGACAACUAAAAUAGUCAUUGAAGUUGGAAGAACGUCAUUAAGUGAUAUUGAAUUUCCUAGAAUGAGUGCUACUGACUACCCAUCAUGGGUGUCACAGUCAAAGAAUCAAGUUUUCUUACCAAAAGGUGCUCUAGCUGCACAUUUUGAAGAUGAUACUGAAGUUGGUUAUAAUGCUGUAUUUUAUAAUGAUGUUACAACUAUAUUAGAAGAUAUGGUUUUACAACAAGGUGGAACAGAUAAUAUGUAUAACAUCAGUGGUUUCGAUAUUAACAGUAAAGUUUUAGCUUUUUCUGUUGAUAUGUUACAUGAGAAGAAAUUAAACCCACCAAUAACAUUAACAUUUCAACAUAUGGCUGAAAAUUACUCAAAUCCUCAAUGUGUAUUUUUGAAUCUAAGACCACCAUAUGAGAAUGUAGGAAGAUGGUCAAGUGAAGGAUGUAUAGCAGAAUCAUCACCAGAUUCUAAUGUUACUAUCUGUAAAUGUGAUCAUUUAACUAACUUUGCAAUUUUGAUGAGCCCUGGCAAAACUCCUUUACAUCAUCAGGAAGCCUUGAGUAUAAUCUCCAUUGUUGGUUGUGCUGUAUCAUUGUUCUGUUUAUUACUUACUAUAUGUAUCUACAUUUACUUAUGGAGAUAUGUGAAGAGUGAUAAAGCUAUAAUAUUAAUGAACCUAUGUGUAACAUUGAUCAUUUCCUAUGUUCUGUUCAUCGGUGGUGUCAAUCAAACAGAAAACAAGGAUGUUUGCACAGCGGUGUCAGCUUUAUUACAUUUCUUCUAUCUCGUGGUCUUCUUCCUCAUGUUAGCUGAAGGUGUAGAGGUCUUUAUAUCAGUGGUUUAUGUUUUCGCUACAAAAUCAAGAUUAAAAUGGAUUAUGUUAGGAAGCUGGGGUUUUCCAGCUUUAAUAGUUGGUAUAUCACUAGGUGUAACACAAUUAGAAGGAUAUGGAAACAAACACUUUUGCUGGUUGUCUUUAGAAUCAGGGUUGUUAUGGGCAUUUGUUGGACCGGCCAUUUUUGUUAUUGUGGUUAAUAUGUGUAUCAUGAUAAAAGUAUUAACUGUCAUGUUUAGUACAACUACUAUGGUAACUAAAACUAUGAAGGAGAAGGGAAGAACUGGAAUAAAAGCUUUAUGUGUUUUGUUACCUAUCAUGGGAUUAACCUGGGUAUUUGGUGUGUUCUCGGUUAAUGAAGAUUUAGUCACCUUUCAAUAUCUGUUUGCUAUUUUUAACUCGCUACAGGGUCUGUUUAUUUUCAUCUUCCAUUGUCUGAUGUGUAGACAGGUUAAAGAUGGGUUUAAGAUUAAGAGAAGGCGGUACAGAGCUAAAUCUGUUGAUACUACAAAAUCAUUUACACAGGUACCUUUACAUAAUCAAUCUAGAAGCACUUCAGAAACAAAUGAUAAACCAACCAAUGAUCUAGAUAAAAAGACAUCUCCAUUCAACGAAAUAGAUAGACAGGUCCAACAAUUGGCACUGGCACAAAAACUAGCCAAGGUUGACAACAAUAAUAUUAAAGCCAAUCAAAGGAAAGAUAACAUCGCACCUGAUGACAAGGUGAUUAACCAAUCACGAACGAUCUUUGACGAUAUACCUAUCGAAUCUGAGCCCGAGCCUGUUGUUCAGGAGCCAAAAACUUUCGAAGAUAUGUAUGUAUCAGUAAAAGAUAUAGAUUUAAGAAAAACUAUGGAGCGAGAAAAACGAGAUUUUCCGAAUAAACCAACUAAUGCCAGUAAAGGUUUCUCAUCCAGUGAUCACUCCUCCAGAAAGCGCGAAGAGCCAGGUCCUCGUCCUGUCAGUCAGCACACUUAUGAUAAAUUGUCACCCAGGGACGUAGGAAUACCUCACGAUUACACAAGACUUGAUAAAAGUAAGACUAGACCCGGAUAUGACCCAUUUGUAAACUCAACACAAGCUUUACCUAGAAAGAUGCCUAGUAUAGAAGAUAACUCUAAACAACAAGGGUAUUAUCCCAGUUCAUCAGAUUACUUGCCUCAGACUGUGCCAGCUUUGAACCGUGAUCUAAGUCCACCAAGACGACAAGAGUAUAGUAAACCACCAGCAGUUGCACCUAAAUCUAAGCCAAGACGAGAUGAAGAAGAUGAUAAUGGAGGUAAUGCUUAUGAUGCUGUUGAUGCCUAUUAUAUUGGUCCUAAAACUAAACCAUCAAAGGUGCAGGAAUACCCAGCAAAAAGUAAAAAGAAAAGCUCAUCUAAUCCUAAUCUCAGUCAACAGCCAACUUAUCCUGAACAAUAUCCACCAACUGAUAAAUGGGCCAAAUUAAAAGAAAACAAAAUGAAGGUCCAACAACCUUACAGAGAGGGUCCCAUGUACGACAGCAGACAACGUAUGCAGAGUCAUGAUGAUUUAUCUGCCUACAAAUCACAUGUUUAUCAACCAUUUGUCGGGGUUCAGGCAGCCAGAGGACGGCCACAGCCUAGACCUGAACAAAGAUAUGAUAUGGGUUGGCAAGAACCUAGAAGCAAUUAUCGUUAAUAAGUAUUAUUGCGCAAAUGAAUUAUAAAGUAAUCCAUACAGAAGUUUUGCGGUCUGGAUUUUUUUUUUAUGUAUAACAUGGUGUAGGACGUAUAAGACUUACAAAGACUACAACGACGAAGUAACUCCGAGCAAUCUGCAAAUAACUACUAGCAAUUGUGUGAAUGACAGACUUCCAUGACUGUUAAUGUUAUCCGUUUAUAAACAUAUUUUAUGCAAAUAUGUAAAGAUAUAUCAGCCAGAAUUUAUUUCAUCUGGGAUAUAGAUUUAUACAUAGGAUGUAGGCCUGCUGAUCAACAAGUACAGAACUAAUUUUGUUAUCAUAUUGAUAUAGUACCCAUGUGACUAAUACUGUUAUACUAAAUGGUAGUAAUUAAUACUUCCUGUAUGGUGUAUCCAUUGGGAACCACAGAAUUAAAUUAUUCAGCUGUGUAUUUUAAUGAUAGAUGAUACAAGUAAUAUUCACCUGUGUUAAACUUUUUAGACUGUGUUAUUUAGUGUAUAUUGACUUGUUUUAAUAGUAAAAACACUAAUAACGACUUCAUUUACAAGGAUCUAAUGUAUAUUGUUGUUUGUGGUCAGUGUUGUUUUAACAGACUUUUGGGACCAAUUCGCCUAACCUGCUAUUUAUUUACCAAUAUUGAGGUGUAGAAGGAGAAAUUGACCUGUGAAAUGGAUUGAAAACAAGAAAGGAAUGGAUAUUAUUGGAUUAAGUUAUUGGUGUAAUAAUUAUUCGGCAUAUAAUUAUAUAAGAUUGAUAUAAUUUAGUGACAUUUACAAGUUAUUUCAUGAAUAAUUUUUUUGUAAAUAUCAAGAAUGGUGAAAUGGGAACCACUAAGCUAAAAUCAAUCUAAUAGAAAAAGUCAUAAUUAUGGUUUAGGAUAACCCUAGAUUGGGAUAUUCCAAAAUUGAAAAUAAUAUUUAUCAACUAUAUAUAACAGAACCACAUUUAUAAUGUUGUAAGUACAGAUCUCUACCUGAGCAGAGAAGAAUCAUAGGCAAACCCAAGGAGAGGGGGUAGAGUCGGUAUAUUGCUCUGGGGCCCCAUGAAGCCCCAGGGGUCCCAUAAAUAUGUAUUCAAUUUUUUUUAUGUUAACAUGAUCUGAUCCCUGAUGCCCUUCUCUGGAAGUGGGUGGGGGAAGGCGGCCAGAAUUUGCCUUGCUUCGGCGCAUAAAAAUUCUCUCAGUGACCCUGCUUAUAUGGGUUUUCAAGACUGGUCCUCACCAUCAACUCUCGACAGUUUGUAUUUAAGGAUGAAGAGUUGGCGAAAAUUUUACUGCCCAUGCAAAAUCUUGUCUAUGGCAUUGCACACAUGACCCCUAGAAACUAAAUAACGUUAUUCUUAGUCCCAAAAUGACUUUAGUAUUGUGUUGACAAGACUUUAAAACUCCAUUCCUUUCCGAACCAUAUUUAUUUCCCAUUAUCUACCCCCUGGCUGGCAUUAAUAGAGUCUAUAAUACAGGCUAAUAAAUAUACAAAGACGAUAUAUGACGUGUGUUCAUAUAAAAUUGUGCAAUUUACUGAACCGUAGAGACAAUAUGUCAUCUCGCAAUCAUUUUAAUCUGCUAUAUAUGUAAUGAUGAAUUAAAUGGGUUAUCUCCCCUUAAUUAGAAAAAAAAGUUAAAUUAUCUGACAGUUGAUAAGUCAAAAGACAAUCUUUAUUGUUAUCUUUUUGGACUUGCAAUCUCCAAAAACUAGUUCAUUUACUUUCUGUUGUGUACUUUGAUUUCUAUGUUAAGAUACAGAUUGAAAUAAAGGUGAAUUUUUCUCAGGUAAGGGAGAUAACCCAUUUAUUAAUUGAUCUAUGAUAGUCAUCACAAAUCAAGUACUUAAUAACCAAGCAAUAACAAAUUUUAUUAUAUAACAGUCUUUUAAUAAAACAAUAAUUUGUAAUUACAUUUAUUUUAUAUGCAUGUAAACAUUUUUUAUAUAAAGAUCAUCACAAUAAUCAUUGACAUAUUUAUAUAAGUUUUUUUUUGUAUCAUCAUUUUAUAUUUCUUUCAUUCAUUUGGAAACUAGAAUAAA
Molecule: messenger RNA, 11520 nt
Organism: Patella vulgata (common limpet)
Lineage: Eukaryota; Metazoa; Mollusca; Gastropoda; Patellidae
Exons: 60
Coding region: 520-9495 (2991 amino acids)
Biological process (GO): homophilic cell-cell adhesion; adenylate cyclase-activating G protein-coupled receptor signaling pathway; negative regulation of angiogenesis
Cellular component (GO): membrane
Molecular function (GO): protein binding; G protein-coupled receptor activity; calcium ion binding
Source: RefSeq, a predicted model, not a curated record